Molecule: messenger RNA, 2689 nt
Organism: Homalodisca vitripennis (glassy-winged sharpshooter)
Lineage: Eukaryota; Metazoa; Arthropoda; Insecta; Hemiptera; Cicadellidae
Exons: 8
Coding region: 24-1142 (372 amino acids)
Source: RefSeq, a predicted model, not a curated record
UGAGCUCGUGCCCGUGCCGCGCCAUGUUGAUCAGGUCACUUCUACUACUCGGUGUAUGCCUGGUGACGUCACAGCUGCUGUGUGCGCUGCCUCUUGAGCCAGAGCAUCCAGAGACUUUGCUAGACCAGGAAAAUGAUCAGCUGUCAUUGGAAUCGACCAAUGAUGCCGCGGUAGUGCGGGAUAAAAGGACCGUUGGGUUUUUACGGCAAGCGUUCCCCACUUUGUCGCAGAUAAUUGACAGAAAAAUUCAAGCGAUCACAAGGCUACUAUUUCGACUAAUCGGUCGACUAGUCCUGCGUGGUGGAGGAGGAGGAGGGGGAGGAGGCACAGCGGAGUCUUCUGACGACGACAGUGACAGGAGGAUACAGAUCACACUGCCGACUUUCCCUCCUUCUGCUGACGAAGAUGAGGAUGAAGAUGAAGACGAAGAUUCUACCACCGGAUCCUCGGAUGACUCCACCACCACCACCACAGAGCCGAGUCCAGAUGAGAACUUAGCCGAGUCUAGACUGGUGCCGGUGGUGGUGAGGAGGGUGAGGCAAGCCCCCGCAGCAGAGGAGGAGGAGUAUGAAGAUGAGGAUCAAGACACUGCAGCCACUGGAGACAAUGAGGUGUCCCAGGCAGAGGAUGACGCAGUGGACUCAGACUCCGCGGAGAGUGAAACCAAUGAGGAUGACCCAAGAAACAAGAGGUUCCUGAACCUGGGUGGCUCCGGAGGCUCUGGAGGCUCUGGUGGAGGCUCGGGCAACUUUCUCUUCGAUAUCAUCCGGCGUUCAGCGGACAGGGCGGCACGCAUGGCCGGCACAGUCUACCGGGUGUUGGCCGGCACCGACGAUGUAGGCUUGCCAACAUACCCACCGAUAACAAGCAACAAACACACCAGAGCAGCGCUGGUGGCAGGCAGUGGAACAACUCAGAACCAGGAUGAGGCAGACAAUGCACCCUUGGACGAGACCAAUACCACACACUCCGGCAAGGCAGAUGAUGGCUACAGUGCAGGUGUUCCCGGACCCCUCACGAGACUCUUCGUCAUCGCUAACCGCGGCAUCGCCAACCUCAUACAGGACCUCAUUCUUCGUCUCGCCCAAACCAGUGAGCGAAUAGUGAACUUCAAGGCCAGGCUCAUCACUUCCAUCAUCUAAGUUCAGCGACCACGCUCAGUUACCACGUCCUAUCACUUGGGGUGCUCUGCAAAGGAACCAGGACAUCGACAACAAAACCACAUCUGUUUCUACGAUUAAUUGUGAAAGUUUUAAUAUUCUGUUUUCUAAUUUAUUUGUAGGAAGCCCCAAGUGACACGUGCGGGGAGGGGGUACAGACUGCGCUCACUCUGUCCUCCCUCCCCCACCCCCUCCCUCACAGAAGGGACAAGUCACGUUUGAUAUGUUGUGUAAUAUAUACGAUCACAAAGCAAUGUAAAUAGACAAUGGCUCCAUAUCAAAUAAGACUGACGCAUUACAACGUUUCAACUUCACUGCCAUAUCGAGAAUUCUUCUCCACACACAAUCGUACAUUACAUUUCAAUUCUGCUAAUUACAUUCGUGAUACUUUUCUGGUAAAACUUCAGUUUUAGUAACCAUUCUAAAGUUCAGUUAAAGGUUACUAGACGUAAUAGGUUGAUUACGUAUUAUGCAAUCGCGUGAAUACACUGCGUAUUAUGUUCAGAUGCUUAUUUAAAUUUCCAACAUUUAAAAACAAAAGUAUUAAAUUAAUUGUUUUAUUAAAACAUAUAAAAAUCCAGAUUGUAUUUCUUGAAAAUACACCAAUUAAAUUUUUUAGCAAUGAUACUAUACGGAUAUUACUCAGCAUAACUGUGAUCACAAUCGUUACAAAUACUCAGAUAAAGAUCAAUCAAUCUUUACUUCUCUCUUUUUUAUGCGAACAGUACGUAGAGAAUUGUCACUUUUUUGUUAUAUAUAAAUUAAUACAAUUUUAUACAAUGUUGUGACUCUUAAUCUCAAUGUAUUUUACAGCAUAAAAUUAGUAAAAAAGUUUGCAUUGUAAAAAUCUACAUCAUGCAUCGUACAACUUGCUGCCAAUUAUAAUGUAAUUACUAUUUCAAAUAUAAAAUUAUAAUUCACUUAUAUUUUUUCAAUUAUAAAUUCCAUGAAUAGCUAUGAACCAAGUACGGUCUUCAAAUUUUAGAUAUUAAAAUUUUUGUAUAAGUUAUAUAAUUAUAAAAGCUAUUAAUUCAGUAUCACUACCUUUUUACCACUAUAUCAAACUCAUCAAGAGUACCUUCAUUAGCAGCUAUAUGAGCACAAAUUAAAUUGUAAUGAUUAAGUAAUUAUUAUGUAUUUACAUUUUGUUCACUUUCAACCAGCAAUGUCUCAUUUCAGAAUAAACGUAUUUCAAAAAUUAAACAAUAUGGAAAAGUGAAUUUUGUUAUUCUAUAUCAUAAAGCAAAUUUCACUUACGAUCUUGGUAUCUUCCACUAUUUAUUUACUACUUUCUCUUAGGUUUUAAGUUAAAUUUAUUAGGUUGUAUGUAAUUGUAGUUAGUUAAGAAAUCAAAACUUAGAUCUAGUACAGCCCUGUAAACGUUUCCAGCCAAUAAAUUUCCGCCCAUUUCCAGAAUUGUCCCAUCAGCAUAAUACAAUUCUAAAUGUAGCAUUUUCACUAACGUCAUUUUGUAAAGCUUUUUAUAUGCACAUAGGAGUACAGUAAAUAAAUUAUGUGUAAAUAGGAAA